Messenger RNA from Aplysia californica (California sea hare), 5064 nucleotides. Its product is annotated as tigger transposable element-derived protein 6. Bases 911 to 2539 code for a protein of 542 amino acids. Gene Ontology annotation, molecular function: DNA binding. The transcript has a single exon. The record is from RefSeq and is a predicted model, not a curated record. NCBI's taxonomy places the organism in Eukaryota, Metazoa, Mollusca, Gastropoda, Aplysiida, Aplysiidae. Gene Ontology annotation, cellular component: nucleus.
AACAUCCACCCCUUGGCGCUCAUAUGGCCUUAUGCAGUUGCGAGUGCUGUAAAACCUUAAACUAAAAAACUCUUUAAAUUUGUUGAGAACAAAGAAUUGUUUGUUUGUUUUACGUAAACGGCUUUUGGGAAUUCUCCUUUGCAGAGUUGUGAGACUUAGAAGGAGAAAACUUUCCCUGCAACAGAGAUUGUUACAGUGGGUGUCGCAUUCAACGAGAUCACAUUCAACGUGAAGUCGGCUCCAACGAGGCAAUCAUUAAUCCCCGAUUUUUCCCCCUUUAUCUCUUCGUAAAUGUACGUCAGCUACAACGAGGUUGCAUACAGACCGAGGUCGCGAUAAAAAAAAUAAAAGCAAUUAGCGGCCCAAAAAGCGAAGAAUUUGUUACUUUCUCUCCAUCUCAUGCUCGAAGCACAAGGCCCAUCCUCAAUGCUAGAUAGGCCUAUUUAGUACAUAUAAAUUAGUGUGCCUCCUGGGCCCCAAAGCCAAGAGGAUGGGGGAUGCUGGGCGAGGGUUGAAGUUGGGGUUGGCUUACAGUAGGGAUGGGAGGGGGUGGGUGGGAACGCGACGCGUGCUGUGUGAAACUGAGCCUGUGCUGCUGUUAGGCCUAGGCCGAGCCGGCAGGGAUGGGAGGGGGUGGGUGGGAACGCGACGUGGGCUGUGUGAAUCGUGAAACUGAGCAUGUGGUAAGGCCAAGCCUGGGCCUACAGUUUACAGUGUGGCGUAGUUGGGGGGGGGGGGGGGGGGAGAUGAAGAAAACCAUCUUCCUCUGAUUUCAGUUGUUCUUUCUUUUCUACUUUGUUUGUUUUAGUAGAGGUCUUUUCUACUUUGUUUGUUUUAGUAGAGGUCUUUUCUACUUUGCACUAACUUUGACAAUAUUCCUCAGUCCACUUGUGCUAGAAUUAAAUUCAAAAUGGCUUCAAAAUCGUCCACAAGUAGGAAAUGUCUUUCAUUUGAAAUGAAACGAAAAAUCAUAGAUGAAGUUGAAAAAGGACAGAGAUCAAAGGCAGACAUUUGUCGUGAGUAUGGCCUCAGCUCAAGCACGUUGUCGACCUUUUUAAAGGACAAGGCCAAAAUUCGAGAGGCCGUUGAACAAGGCUCGUCUAAGCAGAAACGCCAACGCACUUCUGAGUUUCGAGAAAUGGAGAAGGGACUUCUUAUGUGGUUCAAAGAGGCGCGGAAGCAAGAAACUGUUGUUUGGGGAGCCACACUCAAAGAGAAAAGCAAGGAACUAGCCGCAAAACUGGGCCAUGAGGACUUCACCAUGAGUGACGGACGGCUAGGCAGAUUCAAACGACGCCAUGGCAUCACAUUCAAGUCAGUGAACAGUGAAUCUGCCUCCGCCAGAAACAUCGACACGUCUGCAUGGAGUGAAACACUUAAGGAAGUCUUGACAUACAAGCCCUGUGACGUCUACAAUGCCGAUGAGACUGGGCUAUACUUUAAGUGUUUGCCUGACAAAACUUUAGCCUUUCAAGUUCAAGGGGAGGCUUGCAGCGGAAUGAAGGUGCCAAAGGACCGAAUUACCAUUCUGUGUGCUGCCAAUAUGGAUGGUACUGACAAACUGCCUUUGCUCACAAUUGGAAAAUUUGAAAAGCCAAGGUGCCUCAAGAACAUCCGCACCUAUCCCGUGACUUAUCGUCACAACAAAAAAGCGUGGAUGACAUCAGUGCUCUUCGAGGAGUGGGUGAGAAAGCUUGAUCAUCGCUUUCUUCUUGCUGGCCGUUCUGUCGCACUGAUAGUCGACAAAUGCAGCGCACAUCCCAAUCUCAAAGACCUACGAGCCAUCAAACUGUACUACCUACCCCCAAACACCAAGCCCCUGCUUCAGCCCUGCGACCAAGGAAUAAUUAGGGUAUUCAAAGCACUCUACCGGAAGCGAGUACUACAGCGCUACAUCAAUGAGUUUGACCGUACUGGCAGUACCGAAUCUCACUACAAAAUAACAUUACUGGAUGCAAUGGUCAUGGCAGCUGCUGCCUGGGACGACGUGGAGCAAUCCACGAUUCAGAAGUGUUUUGGUCAUGCAGGCUUCGUGCAGACCAACAGCACGGAGGAAUCAACCAGCUUCAGCACAGAGCCCACCGCGUCACAGCAGAUUGAUGAGACAGAAGUGAUUGAGACCACCGCCUCUACCCCCCAAGACAUGCCGGAUCUUGAAAACCUCUUUGAGAGGCUCAGAGACAUCACAGGCAUCACCUUCAAUGUGACAGAGUAUAUCAACAUUGAUGCAUCUGCCCAGACAACAGAGGCACUCACUUUGAAUGAUUUAGCUACUUCUGUCCAACAGUCUUCUGUGACAAUCGACAGCAACGAAAUCGAAAAUGAUGAUGAUAACGACAGUGAGACGCAGUUUAUUACAAGUGCAUCUGCUAUGGAAGCAUUGGAAAAGCUGCGCUUGUAUCUGAUGCAGCAGAAUAACACUGAAGCAGCCAUGCGUCAGGUCUCAGCACUCGAGAAGACUGUACAGCAAACCGCCACACGAGAGAUGCGACAAAUGACUAUUGUUGACGCCUUCAACUUUAAGAAAUCUUCAGCUUAGAGAGAGAGAGAGAGAGAGAGAGAAUACCGGCAGCCUAUUUUGCCCCAGUUUAAGCCAACUGUAAAAACGUAAAUUACCCACCUCUGGCUUUUCUGUAUUGUCUGCUGAUACAUGUUGUCUAUAAUUAAUGUCUCUAUGUCUUUUUUAAAUAAAACUUUAAAAAGGAACAACUUCCAUAUACUGGAACUGUAAUCCCUCCCUUAGUGAAAUGAAAACUAACAUUUUGUUUGGAUGGAUUGGCCUAGAUCUCUAGACCUUCAGCUUCUUCAAUUUUCUUUUCUUCCCCUGAUCAGAAAAUCCAAGCUCCCGCCUUUACUUGUAGAGCUAGGCCUGGGUAUGAGAGGGUAUGUUUCCACAAGAGAAGUGUUCCGGGAAAAAAUCCGGAAAAUUUUUUUUAAAACCCAAAAAACCACGAUCAGAACACAGCAAAACGCACACACUGGUGCAGUUUGAGUUUUUCGUCAUAAGGGGGAACAACUGUUUUAAUUACUCAUUACUGGUAUUGGUACAUCAUGUAAUAUCGUAAUAAUAUAAUUACUUCUCUCCCCUUCUUUUUCUUUUCUAGCGUUAGUUCAAGUUCAACUAGAGGUCGAAUCUAACUAUGUCAACAAGCCGGUCCCGGCAACCUCGUUGAAUGUGACACCCACUGUACAUGGAAAGAUGAUUAUUUGGUUGAGUUUAGGACUUAAGUUUAUUAGUCGCUGCAUUAUAAGUGUUUCUCCAGAAGUAACAGCAUUUUAGUACAGGACAGUUGUUUUUUUCUUGUGCAUAGAAAAGGUUUCAUUGAUAUGAAUUCAAUUCAUUAUAAUAAUUUCUUGCUAAUUGAUGUGAAUUUUUUUUUAUCAUCUUUUGCUGCAAUGCAAGUAGCCGAGGAAUCAGUGAUCAUGACUCUCAAAAUGUUUUUACACUUUUUUUGUGUAUCUUAUAUUUUUUCAUGAAUUUUUAUAUUGAUUGAUCAGGUAAAAUCAGGUUUUCUGGCAGUGGUACUGCCGAAGAGAAAAAUUUUUCUGGCAGGUUAGUGGUUCAAGUGUGUAUGAAAGCAAAUUGUUUUCCUACUAUACUCAUUCAAAGAAAAUAACCUGCUUCUGUGGUGUAGCAGAUAGGCACUUUUCUGUGGCAUACAGGAGACACAAGUUUGAUUCUAGAGUGAGAAGAAUUUUUAUCAAGUGAAAGUGUCUCUGUCUUUCUGCUGGGAUUUUGUGUCCCUCUCAGUGCAGGUUGGCCCGGACAGACAGUCAGAUGCGACAGAAUCAAAGCCUGUCAUCUAGAUUAUCUUUAAAAAGUAAAAAUACCUACAGUUAUCAAAGAAAAUAUCAAGUUGUUUUUUUUAAGUGUCACCUGUUAACUCAAAGUAGUUAGAUAGAUUAUCUCUGUGGGGUAAACGGAAAACUCCUUUCACUUUUGUUUGAGAUUAUUGUGCUACUUCAUCUUCUGAUGUUGGACUCCCAAAUUGAUUCAAUAAAAAGAAAGAGAAGCAGUGAAGAAUAUAUGAAAGUGCACGACAUGUGUAAGUGUUAAUAGCUUGUGGGAAAUAUGAUACAUGUAGCAGUUGUUUCUGCUGAUGUCAACUCUAAUCUAUGAUGCUUAGCACCAGUGCCAGUAGGUUUGUUGUCCGUUUGUACUCCUUUUCUUGACAUUUCAUCUCCUUUGAUAUCCUUGAGGGAAAGUGUCUCAGUCUUCUCGAUUACACCACUUGUCUGCCAUUUAUGGAUCAAGGAAUUUGUGCGUUGGCGUUUUAAUGUGUUCCACAUGCCAUGUGUUGCAAAAAUCAAAAUAACUGGUGAGACAGAGGUUGUUUAUUAAAUUAGCUAAAAUUGUGUCGAUGGAGGUGUAAAAACACUUGCAUAAUGGGACUUUUGUGUAUUGUUAAGCUUGAUAAGUUCCUAUUAUAUAUAUUUGUCUGGAGUUUACACCAAAAGUGUGAUGCUGAUAGUGAAGAAAUUUGUAUUCCCUUUCACACAUAAGUCUUGCUUUAUACUCAUGGCUGAAGUAACUAGUGCCAUGAAAUUGUUGUUCUCAAGGGUUUAACAAUCUGAUUAAAAUUACAUGGUAUAUCAUAUUGAAGUGUAGUGAAAUUAUGUGCCUGUUUGAACAACUAUGUUGCAAUGCUGCCAGUUUCCUUUCUAAGUGUCUGUUUGUCUCCUCUUUGAUCUAGAGUAUUAUAAUGUAUGUUACAUGUUGUUAACUUUACUGUUUUAGUUACGUUUUGUCAAAACCACGUGUUCUGUUUGGUUGAACAAUGUUCUUUGUUUUAGAUGAGAGUAAUAUUUUUGCAUAGCUGAUUAAGGCAUUAGAUCUAUAUUUAUAUCUAUUUAAUGAUUCUCCAUACCACUUUGCUCGUAACUUGUUGCUAUAUAAGGUAAAAUACAUACUGGUACCUGUUGUUCUGCACUUUGGUUAUCUUGCUGGGCUUAAAUUCAAGAUACACUGUGUAUAAGCUUAAGUUGGCCAGGUGUGUCGGCACUCUUUUCUUUCCCUUGCUUUUGGAAAUAUGUUGGGUUGUUAUUUUUCAAAUUGUAAAAGCA